AAACCUCAGUCACAAACUGAGACCACACUCAGCUCCAUCUCCAGCCCAUUUCCAGCCCUAUCCUCAUCCCCCAGCCAGGCCACACCACUAAUUCUAAUACUAACCCCAGCUUGUUCUUUAACUCCCACCCAGAGCUUCAACCCGAGUCAACAUGAAUCUUAAUACCAUCCCCAACCCCAAGGUGACCCUCCAGCCUGCUCUAUUUCCAGCUUCAGGGCCAAGUUAGGCCAGGCUCUAUCCAUGGUAUCAACAUGAGUAUUGACCCCAGUCCUAGGAGGAAAUGUAACCUCAAUUGUAGCCCCAACGAUAGCCCCAUUCUACUAGUAAAUUUAGCUCUAACUUCACUUCUACUUUCACCAACACUUAACCCUACCCUGGCCCAAAGAUCAGUCCUGACCUCACUUCUGACCUCAGCUGCAAACCCAGGCCUAAUUCCAUUCCUAGUCCUAUUCCCUGGCUCAUCCUCAACCUGAACUUCUCUUGCCUCAACUCCAGCCCUGACCUCAGCUCCAAUAUAGUCCCAGCCUCCCCAGUCCCCCAAAAUUCAGCCCCAGCCUGGCCCUGGCCCUGCCUCCAUUUCAGCUUUGACAGUCUUGCAGGGGGUCCAACCAUGUCAAUGAAGUAUGAAGACCUCCAGUCCUUGGAGAGUGAGAAGAAUAGCCAGAGGACUAGAAAUGGGCUGCCUGUGCCCCAGGUCCUCCUGCAGCACCUCUGCUCUGGACCCCGCCUCUUCCUGCUCUUCCUGGGCCUCAGCCUCCUCCUGCUGGUUGGCAUCUGUGUGGUUGGAUCCCAAAGUUCCAAGAUUCAGAGGGACCUGGAGACCCUGAGAGCAACUUACAGCAACUUCACUUCAAACACUGAGGCAGAGGUCCAGGCACUGCAUGCCCAGGGUGGCCUCUUGCAAGAAAUGAUAACAUCUCUGAAAGCAGAGGUGGAAAGCCAGGGGCAGCAGCUGCAAGCAGCUCACAGCUUGAAUGACAAGGUGUUCUCUUUGGAGAGCAAGGUGGAGAAAGAGCAGCAGGAACUCAAAGCAGGCUAUUCUGACAUGGUCAUGCGAGUCCAGGAGCUGGCCAGAGACCUGAACUCCCUGAGUUGCCAAAUGGCUGUGCUCAAGAGCAAUGGUUCCCAGAAGACCUGCUGCCCUGUUAACUGGCUAGAGUAUGAAAGCAGCUGCUAUUGGUUCUCUCGUACUGGGAGGCCCUGGCCGGAGGCUGAGAAGUACUGCCAGAUGGCGAAUGCACACCUGGUGAUCAUCAACUCUAGACAGGAGCAGGAUUUUGUCCAGCAACAUAUAGGAUACUCAUACACCUGGAUGGGCCUCAGUGAUCCUGAAGGAGUCUGGAAAUGGGUGGAUGGAACAGACUAUGAGACCAACUUCAAGAACUGGAAGCCAGGCCAACCAGACAACUGGCAUGGGCACGGGCUGGGUGGAGGUGAGGACUGUGCUCACUUCCACCCUGAUGGCAAGUGGAAUGACGACGUCUGCCAGAGGCCCUACCACUGGAUCUGUGAGGGCAGCUUAGGCAAGUUUACAUAGGAGUGUCUGAGAGCUGCUUCCUGUGGACCACUCAACCAUGGAAAUGGGAGGGAUUGGGGAGAGGAUUCUUCCAAGACACUCCUAACAAGAGCCCCGGGAGAUCAGAGCUCUGCCAUCACGUUCAAGUUUUCCCCCUCAACUUCCAAAAGACUGUAUAGAGUUACUAAGAUGUUUUUUAAAAUUAAAUUUCAGCUCUAUUGAGGUAUAAAUAAUAUAAAAAAUGUAAGUUACUUAAAACGUACCUCAUUUAUAUAUGUAUACAUCGUAAAAGAUUUCCCUAUCUACUUAAUUACCACACCUAUAACACACACAUUUAUCUUUUGUGUGUGCAAACACUUAAGUUUUACUCUCAGCAAAUUUCAAUUAUACCAUACAGUGUUAUCAACUGUAGUCAUCACGUUUUCCAUUAGAUUCUCAGACUUUAUUAAUUUUAUAACUGUAGUUUGUACCCACUUACCAACAUCUCUCUAUUUUCCUCACUCCCAGUCAACCACUUUUCUACUGCUUUUAUGAAUUUAAGUUUAGAUUCCACAUAUAAGUGAUGCCAUGCAGUAUUUGUCUUUCUCAGUCUGGCUUACUUCAUGUAGCGGAAUGCCCUCAAGGUCCACCAUGUCAUAGCAAAUGGCAGGAUUUUUCUACCUCAUGAACAAAUAAUAAUCCAUUGUACAUAUGUACCACAUCUUCUUUCUCUAUUCAUCCAUUGAUGAACACUUAGAUUACUCCCUUAUCUUGGCUAUUGUUAGUAAUGCUGCAGUGAACAUGGAGGUGCAGGUAUUCCCUUGCUUUCCCAUUUUCAUUUCCUUUGGAUAAAUUUCCAGAAGUGGGAUUGCUGGAUCAUAGGGUAGUUCUAUUUUUAAUUUAUAAAGUAACCUUCAUAUCGUUUCCACAGUGCAUGCACCAGUUUACAUUCCCAUCAGUAGUGCCUAAGGGUUCCCUGUCUCCAUAGUUUCACAAACCUAAGUUUUUUUAACUUAAAACAAUCAACUUUAUUGAGGUAUAAUCCUUACACAAUAAAAUGCACCCACUUAAAGAGUAGAGAUGACUUUUGAAAAAUAUAAAUACCUAGAUAACUAUGACUCAAACAAGGUAUAGGACAUUUCUACCUCCUCCUCCAAGUCCCCAGUUCUCCUUUGCAGUCUAACCCACUUUCUUGUCACCAGGCAGUCAAUAGUCUCCUUUCUUUCACUGAUGAUUGGUUUUGCCUAUUCUAGAAUUUCAUAUAAAUGAAAUCACACAGUAUAUACUGUUUUGUGAAACCAUAUGCAUUUCAUGUUGACUGAUUUCUAACAACCAUAGAACAGAAUACAGAAGCUGUGUUAUAGUGAAAGGAACAUUUUCUUUCAUAUGCAUUGAAUUCCAUUUUUUCUGUCAUUUAAAAGCUGUGUAUUCUUGGUGUGAUAAGGAAAGUGACUGCCUAAUUUCUUUGAAGAUCCUAGAGUUGUUGGGAAAGGUAGAUAACGACCCCAGGUGUAUUCAUUAGCUACUGCUGUGUACAAAACCACCUCAAUGCUCAGUGGCUUAAAGCAGUAUCCAUGUAUUAUAGCUAAUGUGUCUAUAGGUCAGCUGGGUGUUUUUUUGUCUGGCCAGGCUUGGCUCAUCUUAACUGGGCUCGUUCAUGUAUUUGAGGUCAGCUGGUGGACUGGUGGGGAUCUAGCUGGUUUAGAACAGCCUCACUCCCAUGUCUGACAUUUGCCUGACUCCGGGCUGGAACAAUGGGAUGGCUGGGCCAUUUUUAGGCUAGCCUUGGCUUAUUCACAUAGUGUUUGGGCAGGGUUCAAAAGAGUAACUAGAAAUAUGCAGGUAGAGUCUUAGUUUUGGAACAAGCAUCACUUCUGCUAAAUCCUGUUGGCCAAUGUAGAUCACAAGGCAGCCCCAAUUCAAGGAGGCAGGGAAUAGACUCUACCUUUUGAUGGGAGGAGCUAUAAAGCCAUAUUGUGGAGAGAACGGAUAUAGGGAGUGGUGGAGAUUGCUGUGGUUUUCAAUCAAUCUGACAUACCAGAGGAAGCAUCUCAGCUGUAAAGAACCCUCCCAGAACUAAGGGUUCUCAUUAAGAGAGGCCAGGACCCAUGCAUUGCUGUAUCAUUUGCACCCAUGCAAGUAGCUGGCAUAUAGGAGGGUUUCAAUUAGCGUUAAUUAAAAAUAAAGAGGGUGAUGUUAGUAGGAAGGUAUGAGAAGGACAAAAUUAUCUCCUGGGAGGCAGCUCACCUUCACUUCUCCCUGCCUACCAGCAUCACAUAACAAUAAUCAGACUGAGUACCUGGUGACUCACUGAGAACCUAUCAGAUAAUUUUGUACCACAAAAGGAUCUUUCAGUGGCUGAGCCUAACAGGCAGCCACCAUACUGAGGCAAGUAGAAGUGAAUCUGAGGUGCCUUGGGCCUUUUGCUGACUUGCUCUCGAGCUCAGUGCUGGAGAAGCCAGCUUUGAUGCCCACCUUGGACCCUUCCACACAUCCAGCCAAGCGGAAGCAGCCACAAACUGUGGAUUGCUUUGUAGCUACAUAUAGGUAGCCCAGGGUCAGACACAGUUAGCAUCUGACAUUGACUUCACUGGAGUACCUCCCAAGAUGCUCCAGAACUAAGACACCCAGUGCUGGGCUUUAGGUCACAUCAAAACAGAACCCAAUUAACUCCACAAGUAGCACAUCUAAAGGGAAAUUUAUGCAGGCACCAGACCCUGCUAAGGCAAAUUCUGCUUCAUGUGAUCCACACCCACACAGGAGCUCAUACAUUGUGAUUGGGGUUGAUCCUUACUGUCAGCCAGCCUAAAGGUCAAAUACACACAUGGAGGAGCCAACAACAAUCAAGACUCAACUAUAAUAGGGAGGCUCACAUAACCCACAUAGGGAACAUUUCUAGAGCACCUUGCUAAAGUGAUAAGGGUGACUAUGUGACUGAGCCCCCCAGGAUACCUAUCACAUAAGGCAUCCCUACCAAGACUAGGAGUCAUAGCAGAUUUACCUAAUACACAGGAAAAAAUACAGAGAGACAGCCAAAAUGGGAAGACAGGAAACAUGCCCUGAAUAAAAGAACAGGAGCAAUCCUCAGAAAAAAGGAACUAAAUGAAAUGGAGGCAAGCGAACUACCAGAUACAAAGCUCAAAACAAUGUAUAUAAGGAUGCUCAAGGAACUUACAGGAAGAAUGGAUGAACUCAGUGAGAGCAUAAACAAAGAGAUAGUAAGCAUAAAAAGGGACAUAGAGAAACAAAAAAACAGGCAGAAAUGAAUAUUAUAAUAUUCAAAAUUAAGAAUAUACUAGAAGGAACCAAACGUAGAUUAGUUGAAGCAAGGGAUAAAACUAGUAAUUUGGAAGACAAGGUAGUAGGAGACAGCCAAUCAGAGCAGCAAAAAGAAAAAAGAAUUAAAAAAAAUUAGUAUAGUCUAAGUGACCCCUGGUAUUAAAUGAAACAUAACAAUGUGUACAUUAUAGGGGUACUAGAAGAGACAGGGAGGAAGGAAUUAAGAACCCAUUUGAAGAAAUAAUGAUUGAAAACUUCUCUAACUUGGUGAAGGAAAAACACACACAAGUCCAGGAAGCACAGAGAGUCCAAACAAGAUGAACCCAAAGAGGCCCAUGCCAAGACACAUCAUAACUAAAAUGCCAAAGGUUAAAGACAAAGAAAGAAUCUUAAAAGUAGCAAUAGAAAGACAGUAAGCCUAAGAGGGACAUCCCAUGAGACUGUCAGAUAAUUCCUCAACAGAAACGUUUCAGGCCAGAAGGGAUUGGCAUGAAAUAUUCCAAGUUAUGAAAAGAAGGACCUACAACCAAGACUACUCUAUCCAGCAAGGCUAUCAUUUAAAAUUAAGAGAGAAAUAAAGAGCUUCUCAGAAAAUAAAAUGCUAAAGGAGUUUAUUACUACCAGACCAGCAUUAUAAGGGAUGAAAAAGGGACUUCUUUAAGAAGAGAAAGAAAGAAAAGGAACAUAAUUAUAAAGAAUAAAAUGGCAAUAAAUACAUACCUAUCAAUAAUCAUUUUAAUGGAGAUCACAUAGAGGGUUAGCAGCAAGGGAGUGGGAGGGGGAGAGAUGGGGGAGACGUAGAGAGAAUAAGUAGCAUAAAUAGUAGGUAGAAAAUAGACAGGGGGAGGUUAAGAAUAGUAUAGGAAAUGUAGAAACCAAAGAGCUUACAUGUAUGACCCAUGGAUAUGAACUAAAGGGGGGGAUGUGGUUAGGAGGGGGUGUGCAGGACAGAGGGGAAUAAAGAGGGAAAAAUGGGACAACUGCAAUAGCAUAAUUAAUAAUAUAUAUUAUUUAAAAUAAUCAUUUUAAGUGUAAAAGGCUUAAAUGCUCCAAUCAAAAGGUAUCUGGUAGCUGAAUGGACAAGAAAACAAGACCCAUACUUAUAUGCUGUCUACAAGAGACCCACCUCAGAAUGAAAGAUACACAUAGACUGAGAGUAAAGGGAUGGAAAAAGAUAUUUCAUGCAAAUGGAAUGAAAAGAAAAAAAAAAGCUGGGCUCUACAGCAGAAAGAAAGAACUACCUUUUGCAACAGCAUGGAUGGAAGUGGAGAGUACUGUGUUACAUGAAAUAAGACAGGUGGCAAAAGGCAAAUACCAUACGAUCUCAUCUACAACAGGAACCUAACAAACAAAACAAACAAACGAGCAAAAUAGAACCAGAGGCAUGGAAAUAAGAAACAAACUGACAGGGACCAGAGGAGUCGGGGGAGAGGGGUUAAGGAGGAAAAAAGGGGAAGUGUCUAAUUAAAGAACAAGUAAAAAGGAUCCAUGGGCAUGGA
Artibeus jamaicensis (Jamaican fruit-eating bat) is the source of this 6273-nucleotide messenger RNA. RefSeq names its product C-type lectin domain family 10 member A-like. The transcript is spliced from 9 exons. Bases 611 to 1537 code for a protein of 308 amino acids. Gene Ontology annotation, molecular function: signaling receptor activity. Lineage: Eukaryota; Metazoa; Chordata; Mammalia; Chiroptera; Phyllostomidae. The record is from RefSeq and is a predicted model, not a curated record.